Molecule: messenger RNA, 7269 nt
Organism: Ochotona curzoniae (black-lipped pika)
Lineage: Eukaryota; Metazoa; Chordata; Mammalia; Lagomorpha; Ochotonidae
Gene: NUP153
Product: nucleoporin 153
Exons: 22
Coding region: 2341-6498 (1385 amino acids)
Biological process (GO): protein import into nucleus; RNA export from nucleus
Cellular component (GO): nuclear pore
Molecular function (GO): structural constituent of nuclear pore
Source: RefSeq, a predicted model, not a curated record
UUUACUUUUUGAGGGAUUGAAGGGUUUGAGGGUUUUAUGUUCUCUGGAGGGAAAAGAAGGAUCUAGACGUGGCGAGAGCGGCCUUCCUGCUUGCUGCUUUUCGGAUGUCCCGUUGGGAGUUUCGGGGACUGGGCCGGGGGUGCUGUGCCUCCCGCGCACGCGGGGCAACCGGGGCCGCACGGAAGGUGGAACUUGAUGUUCACUGUGCCCCUCUGGGAUCUCGGAGCCGGGCUUGGGGCUCCCUUCUUCCCGCUGGACCGGGUUCCAGUCCCCGUUUUGAAAGUCCCUCUCCACCCUUACGUCUCUCGCCCGCCGCGCUCCUCGGCCCUCCCCCCUCCAGAUGGGAGGCUGGCAUUGGCCGUCCUCCACGGUUGACCGGGAGCUCGGCUCUGAGCUCAUGCUCCAAGUAUUUUGGGGUUACGGCGCGGAUCCCGCAAGUGAAGGGACUCGGGAUACUGCGGGAACGUGGCUGGUUGGAGUUUCCUGAGUGUUUAUGAACUGUAAAAAGUUGAUCCCGAGUCUAAAAAAUGGAUUCUAACUGUAACGGAGACAGUGAGCCUGAGAAAAUUGUUUUUUUUUUUUUUUUUUCUUUUCUUUUCUCCAGUGUUCACUUGUUUGCUGGAAGAACAGAGCAGGAAAAUGCCGAAGGCCUAUUUUAAUAAUAAAACUGUUGUUUUUCAGUGAUAGUAAGGUUACAAAUGUAAAAUCUUAUUUUUUACAAAGUAGAAGGGUAUGGGAACUUGUUGCAUAAUCUUAAAGGUAGGCUGCUUACAUUAUUUUGGAUGAUAGUAAAGGAUGAACGUACGCGCUGUGCUUGAUGAUCCUCAGAUCGGAAUCUUGGAAGUAAAUAUCAGAAAAGUUGGGGACUGUGUUAGGUAGUUCUGUGCUGAUGGUUGCACAGGUUGGCAUUACUCCCACCGGCUCUCCCAGGUAUGCACAGAAAUGCCUGGCUUUCCCAUUUCUUUGUGAGGAACAGGGAUGUUUCCAGGAGCAUUGAGGAUUACAAUUCAGGUCACAAGUCUGGGUCUUUAACCUAAGCGAAUCCUUUUGUGGAACGGAAGUUUGAGAACAUGCUUUCUGUUUCUCCUGAGAAUAAAAUGCCUUCAGAGUGGUUUCUUAGAUAGAAAACGUAUUUGGCUUAGAAAAGUGAAAUGUUUGGCAUUUGGAUCAGUGAUUUGGACAGAGGUUAAAAAUCAAGCUGUCAGAAGUUAAAAUUACACCUUAUUUUAGGAUGUGUUUACCCAAACUAAUUUUGGAGAAAUAGUGCCUUAACCAUGUAACUGCCUAUGGUCCACGUUGUUGCUAAUAUUUCAGGCCACGUGGUGUUAAAAUCUUACUGAUUGGUCGUUGCCCUACAUGUAAAACGUUUUUGGUCUUUUUAUUUAUUUAAAGAAAAUGCUUUAGCACUUGAAUUUUAAAAUGUGAUAGUUUUUAAAAAUUCUUGCUGGAACUUCCUUGGAUCUGCUCACUUUCUGCUAUUCUAAGCUAUCAGCGGCAUAUUUUGGAAUAGUUGCUGAGUCAUCAUGAAUAGCAGGGAGCUUCGUGACAUGGCAUGUUUCAUAGUCAUUGAGUGUCUGAGGGUUUUGUGGAAAAACUGAAGCUGUUUAGAUGUGCAGUACGAGGUUGGAAGAAGAAUGAGAGGUCUGGCCCUGGGAGCUGGUGGCUACCGGGCAGAGCCUGGGAGGCCGGGCUGACGGUGCAGGCACCCAGUGCUGCAACUGCUGUGUGUCAAUUGACUUGUCAUUUCCUGUUUUGACUUCUGAUUUAGCUCUGCUGAGGUGUCUGGAGCUUUAAAAUUUCUUCCUUUAAUGUGUGACCUUUACAUUGUCAUUUUGCUUGAAGUUAUGGAAAUAAAUCUGUGAGGUUACUCAACUAAAUAAUGAGUAACUGUUGAUAUGUUGGUAAUCUUCUCCUGCCUUUUCCCCAACACCUUUAUCUUUUGAUCCAGAUGCAUUUAAGAAAUGAUGUGGGGGUUUUUUUGUUUGUAUGUUUUUUCAAGUUGUGAGACUGUGGUUUGUUCUGUUCAGUCUGCUUUCGUGUGUAUGUGAGUGAGAGAGAAAGAAAGAGAGAGAAGCUCAGAAAGACAACUCCGGGGAAAGGGUCAGACUGCUUCCUAGCUGCCGCAUGGCCAGACAGUAGCUGCCACAGGCACACCAGACCCCUGCCUUCGGAAGAACCUACUGCCACCUCCUGGGCAUUCUCAGCAGGGUUACAGAAUCUGUGAAGAACAUUGUACCAGGGUGGCUACAGAGAUACUUCAACAAAGCUGAAGAUGCGUGCAGCUGUUCAGCAAACACAAGCGGGGUGCCGCAUUGGCCCGAAAAUACAGAAAAUGAUCAUAUGAUAUAUGCCAACGAGGAGAACUCUAACAUCAGUGAUGGCAGACUCACUCCUGAGCCAACAGUCAGUAAUACAGAAGAACCUUCAACAACUGGUACUGCUUCGAAUUAUCCAGAUGUAUUAACGAGGCCUUCUCUCCAUCGGAGCCAUCUGAAUUUCUCUGUGUUGGAAUCCCCUGCGUUGCAUUGUCAGCCAUCUACAUCCUCAGCAUUCCCAAUUGGCAGUUCUGGAUUUUCCCUUGUGAAGGAAAUUAAAGAUUCUACCUCACAGCAUGAGGAUGAUAACAUCUCAACUACCAGUGGGUUUUCUUCAAGAGCUUCUGAUAAAGACAUAGCUGUCUCAAAGAACACUUCCUUGCCGCCUCUGUGGUCCCCAGAAGCUCAGAGUUCUCAUUCUCAUUCCCUCUCCCAGCACACUGCCACCAACUCAAAGAAACCAGCAUUCAACCUGUCUGCCUUUGGAACACUUUCCCCUUCAUUUGGGAAUUCUUCAGUCCUUAAAACAAGUCAGCUUGGAGAUUCCCCCUUUUAUCCUGGAAAAACAAUGUAUGGUGGAGCAGCAGCUGCUGUAAGACAGUCUAAACAACAGCAUACACCAUAUCAGGCUCCAGUCAGAAGACAGAUGAAAGCCAAACAGCUGAAUUCACAGUCUUACGGUGUGACCAGUUCAACAGCUCGGCGCAUAUUGCAGUCCCUAGAGAAAAUGUCAAGCCCGCUUGCUGAUGCAAAAAGAAUUCCAUCUGUUUCUUCAUUCAAUUCUCCUCUUGAUAGGAGUGGGCUAAUUAUCUCAGAUCAUCAGGCUAAAAGCCAAAAGGUGGACUCUCAGUAUCCCCCUGUGCAGAGACUUAUGACCCCAAAGCCCAUUUCUAUAGCAACAAAUCGAAACAUGUAUUUUAAACCAUCUCUGACCAUGUCUGGUGAACUGAGGAAGAGUAAUCAAAGAAUAGAUAAAAGACACAGUACUGGAUGUGAAAACAACAUGACAUCAGGACAAAAUGAAGAACGGGAAAGUGGGUUUUCAUACCCAAAUUUUGGUGUGCCAGCAGCCAAUGGCUUAUCUCCUGCAGUACGUGGUGGAGGUGGCAAAAUGAGGCGAGAAAGGACACAUUUUGCUGCUUCUAAACCUCCAGAAGAGGAAGAGGAAAUGGAAUUACCAGUAUUACCGAAAAUUUCUCUACCUAUCACCAGUUCGUCACUACCUGUCUUCAAUUUCAGUCCCCCUGUGAGCACAGCAUCCUCUCUGUCACCCAUCAGUUCUCAGUCACUGACAAACAAGGUACAAAUGACCUCUUCCAGCAACACUGGCAGUCCCAUAUUUAGAUUUUCAUCUCCAAUCAUAAAAUCUACUGAGGCAGAUAUACUACCUCCAUCAUCUAUUGGAUUUACAUUUAGUGUGCCUAUUGCAAAAACAGAACUGACUGGUUCUAGCAAUGCUUCAGAAUCAAUUAUAAGUAGUUCUGCUCAAGAUACCACUGCAGCAAACAGCAGUACAAGCUGUACCAAGAGGCAAGGUGAAGAUUAUGAGGGUCCUUUUAGACCUGCAAAAACUAUGAAGGAAGGGAGUGUUCUUGAUCUUCUGAAAAACCCUGAUUUUGCGUCACCGAAGGUAGAUUGUCUUGCUGCUCCGCCCACCACAACAAGCCCGGUAGUUUAUACAAGACCAGCAAUAAGUAGCUUUUCUUCUAGUAGUAGUGGAUUUGGGGAAAGCUUGAAAGUUGCAUCAUCAUGGCAGUGUGAUACAUGUCUAAUCCAAAACAAAGCUACAGAUAACAAGUGCGUAGCCUGUCAAGCAGCAAAAUCGCCACCGAGAGAUAGUGUCAAACAGACUGAAAUUGGGACACCAAGCAAAAGCAGCAAAGCAACUCUUCCUGCAUCAGGAACUGGCUUUGGAGACAAAUUUAAACCAGCAGUAGGAACUUGGGAUUGUGACACGUGUUUAGUGCAGAAUAAACCUGAAGCAAUAAAAUGUGUAGCCUGUGAAACGCCGAAACCUGGGACUGGUGUGAGGCGCACCCUGACUUUGACAGCUGCUCCGGAGAGUGCUGUGACCGUGACUGCCUCGUCUGCCAGCUGCACCGCGACCUCUGGUUCCUUAGGAUUUGGAGAUAAAUUCAAAAGGCCUGUGGGGUCUUGGGAGUGUCCAAUAUGCUGUGUUACUAAUAAUGCAGAAGACAAUAAAUGUGUGUCCUGUAUGUCUGAGAAACCAGGAAGUGUACCUGCUUCAAGUAGCAGCUCUGUUCCUGCGUCUGUGGCUUCUGGAAGCUCUCUGGGAUUGGACAAGUUCAAGAAACCUGAGGGAAGCUGGGACUGUGCUGUGUGCCUAGUGCAGAAUAAAGCAGACGCUACCAAAUGUGCGGCGUGCGAAGCGGCAAAGCCAGGCACACAGUCGGAGUUCACAGGCUUUGGUACAUCAUCUGCAUCUUCGAACUCAGCAGACUCCCCCUUCAAAUUUGGUAUCCCAUCAUCAUCAUCUUCAUCUUCUGGUUCUUCUCAAACUUUAACAAACACUGGAAAUUUUAAAUUUGGAGAUCAGGGAGGAUUCAAAAUAGGCGUGUCAUCUGAGUCUCUGUCCGGAAAUCCUUUGAGUGAGGGCUUUAAGUUUUCCAAACCAGUGGGAGAUUUUAAAUUUGGAGUUUCAUCCGAUCCUAAACCUGAAGAAGUUAAAAAAGACAGUAAGAAUGAGAAUAAGUUUACAUUUGGACUUUCUUCUGGGUUUAGCAACCCAGCUUCUUCAGCUCCAUUGCAAUUUGGGAUAUCUAACCUUGGGCAACAGGAAAAGAAAGAAGAAGCUUCUAAAUCAUCUGCAGGCUUUAGCUUUGCUACAGGUGUUGUUAACUCCACGCCUACUGCUAACAGCUUAGUGACCUCCGAGAACAAGAGCAGCUUCAGCUUUGGAAGCACAGAAACCAAGAGUGUCUCCAUUGCUCCUUUCACCUGCAAGACGCCGGAAGCAAAGAAAGAAGAAAUGUCUGCGCCCAAAGGAGGGUUUGGUUUUGGUAGCGUGGAACCUGCCUCUCUGCCAACUGUCACAAGGUACACUUUGGGAAUGACAGACGAGAAACAGCAAGAGCCUGUCACUUCUACAUCUCUUGUUUUGGGGAAGAAAACUGACAAAGAAGAGCCAAAGUGUCCACCAGUGUUUUCCUUUGGAAAUUCAGAGCAAACCAAAGAUGAGAGUUCAAAGGCAACGUUUAGUUUUAAUAUGGUAAAGUCAUCUGAGAAGGAAGCAGAACAGCCAGGAAAAACCACUUUUGCUUUUGGAACCCAAGCCAGUACCACAGCUGCAGAUCAAAGUACAGCAAAACCUGUUUUUAGUUUCUUGAACAACUCCUCUAGUUCAAGUAUACCAACCACUACAACUGGUAGUGGUAGCAUCUUUGGUAAUUUAACCUUCUCCUCCAGUCAGCCGAUGUCAGCCUUUGUGUUUGGACAGUCCAGCAACCCUGUGAGCAGUCCUGCUUUUGGUAACUCUGCUGAGCCCAGUACUUCUCGAUCUCUGCUGUUUUCUCAAGAUAACAAGCCAGCAGUCACAUCCAGCACAAGUACAGCUUCCACCUCAUUGGUCUUUGGUUCGGGCACCAGCAGUAACAGUGCUGCUGCAACCUCUGGCUUUGCCUUCGGAGCUACAACCACAUCUAGCUCUGCAGGAUCCUCCUUUGUAUUUGGUACAGCAGCUUCAGCACCAUCUGCCAGUCCAGCAUUUGGUGCUACCCAGACCCCAACAUUUGGACAAAAUCCAGGUGCCACCCAGCCUGCUCCUCAAGGCUUUGGAUCUGUCUCAUCGUCAACAGCGUUGUUUUCUGCUGCUUCCCAGCCACCUGCUUUUGGGACAGUGUCAAGCAGCAGCCAGCUUCCUGUGUUUGGGCAGCAGCCUACUCAGUCUGCAUUUGGCUCUGGAGCAGCUCCUAAUUCUGGUUCGGUUUUCCAGUUUGGUAGCAGCACAACAAAUUUCAACUUCACAAACAAUAAUCCAACAGGCGUUUUUACCUUUGGAGCAAGUUUGAGUACGCCUGCAGCCUCAACGCAGCCUUCAGGCUCCGGGAGCUUUCCCUUUAACCCGACUCCAGCUAUGUUUACAGUGGGGUCAAAUGGGAAAAAUAUGUUCUCAUCUGCUGGAACUGGUCGCAAGAUAAAGACUGCUGUUAGACGAAAGAAAUAAAGGUCACAGUGUGUUGCUCGCAACAGCUUUGACGACAGCUGGCGUGCUGCUUUGAUACUAUGUGCUGGGGUUAUCUGAACUCAGAUUUGCCUAAGGACUAAUUCACUUUUGGAAUUUUCAUCCUUUUUCUUUAUGAAAGUCCCAUCCCUGCCGCUGCCACUUAUAAAAAAAAUAUCUAGACUGCUGACUGAUUUUUCAGCGGAAAUAUUUUGUGAUCCAACAGAUUGAUUAUUCACUGAUUUGGCAUAGUCUGGCUGUACCAGGAAUUAGCCUGCACGGUGAAUGGCUUUGUAUAGAACCUGUUCGUGUGCACCACCAUGUGCGUCAAUAAGCGUUUAUGGAACACAUUGAAAUUGUAACUAUAUCUGAGGAAUUCUGUAUAGAUUAGGAUUCUGUGUAGAUUAGAGGAUGUUGAAAUGAAUGAUUUCUAUGCUGAGUUUGUGCUGGUGUGUGUGUGUGAAGUGAGCGUGUUGGGUGUAUCGUGCGCUAAAAUUUUCUGAUAGAGGAAGCCUGAUUAAAGAGUGGUCCAUGCUAAGGACUUGUUAGAUCUCACUCAUUCUACAUUUAAUAAUUAUAUGCUAUUUCUAUAUUUUCAUUCCUCUAACUAUCACCUGUCUUGCCUUUUUCAUUAUUUUAUUAUGAAACUUGUGUAAAUACAAUUUUGUUUCUGUACUGUUUUGGCAUAACAUAAAGUCUGUGAACUUGAAAUUUUAAUUUUGUGUUAGAACUUUUUUGUUGUUAAAGUCUUGUCUCAGAUUUUAUUAUGUAAAU